This is a messenger RNA of Setaria italica (foxtail millet), 2286 nucleotides long. Its product is annotated as probable peptide/nitrate transporter At3g43790. The record is from RefSeq and is a predicted model, not a curated record. Bases 478 to 1956 code for a protein of 492 amino acids. NCBI's taxonomy places the organism in Eukaryota, Viridiplantae, Streptophyta, Magnoliopsida, Poales, Poaceae. The transcript has 18 exons. Gene Ontology annotation, biological process: transmembrane transport. Gene Ontology annotation, molecular function: transmembrane transporter activity.
AGAACGACCUGAGCAGUGAGCACUGCCGGUAGAAUCUAUCGCCUGCAGCCAAUCAGCCAUCAACUACACUGACGAGGACGACUAAAACUGCUCCUCCUCGACGGUCUCACUCCCCAAUUUCUCCAAAAGAAUCGAAUGCAAAUCUCUCUGUCUCUCUUAACCAAUAGGGAGCUCUGCAUCCCCAAUUUGAGCUCUGCGACAUCGUCCUAGACGAGCUGUGCAAAAAUCCUAACCAAGCUUGUCUGCUUCCAUCCUGGCCAAUAUAUGCGAGGAGGAGCGCGGUAGCAGCCCCAGCAUGGCCUGCGAGGUGCUGAGGUAGAAGGAGCCGGGUGAACAGCACGUACGUGAGAUAAUUUAAUAAUCAAGUAGCUGCAAGGGAGAGCGAGCAAGACGACCCGCCGUGCUCGAUCUUGUUCCGGGCGGGCGGCGCGGCGAGAGGAGAGGAGAGGAUCAUCGUAUCGACCGACCGGCGGCGGGAUGGACGGCGGCGAGGCGGUGGCGGCGCCGCUGCUGGGGACGAAUUCGAAGCGGAGGAGCCGCGAGGGGUGCCCCGGGUGCCGGCUGGAGGAGGCGAACAAGAUGAGCACCGGCAUCCCCUACCGCAACUUCUUCUACAUCUGGAUCGUCUGCCUCACCUCCACUCUGCCGAUCCUGUCAUCGUUCCCUUAUCUAUACUUCAUGAUCAGAGACCUGAAAAUCGCAAAGCAAGAGCAGGAUAUCGGGUUCUAUGCUGGUUUUAUUGGGGCAACUUAUUUCCUUGCCAGGACCUUCACUUCUGUUCCAUGGGGCAUAUUUGCAGACAAGUAUGGAAGGAAGCCCUGCAUUGUGAUCAGCAUUCUCUCAGUGAUUGUUUUCAACACACUCUUUGGCCUUAGCACAAGUUACUGGAUGGCAAUUGUGACUAGGGGGUUGCUUGGGUUGCUCUGUGGUAUACUGGGGCCAAUCAAGGCCUACGCUACGGAAGUCUGCAGAAAAGAGCACCAAGCUCUAGGAAUAUCUCUUGUUACUUCAUCGCGAGCAAUAGCUCUUGUUAUGGGACCAGCUAUUGGAGGGUUUCUUGCACAGCCUGCAGAGAAGUACCCAAACCUUUUCUCAAAGGAGUCCAUAUUUGGGAGGUUUCCAUACUUCCUUCCAAGCUUUUUCAUAUCGAUGCUAGCAGCUGGAUCCUGUAUUGCAUGCAUAUGGCUUCCGGAAACACUGCACUUCCAUGAUGAUGAAAAAGUAGAAGCUAUUGAUGCGCUGGAGGCACAAGUUGCUGACUCAAACUUAGAAGGUGGAAAAGCUAAAGAGGCUAGUGACACAUCUACAAAGAACCUGCUAAAGAACUGGCAACUGAUGUCAGCAAUAAUCAUCUACUGUAUCUUUUGUCUCCAUGACACAGCUUACCUUGAGACAUUUUCGCUCUGGGCAGUUAGCAGCAGAAAAUUCCGGGGCCUGAAUUUGACCUCACAGGAUGUCGGUACUGUGCUGGCCGUCUCAGGUGUUGGUGUUCUUGUAUAUCAACUUGCCCUUUAUCCUUUCAUUGUCAAGUAUUUCGGAUCAAUCAGGCCAUUACGUCCCGUGGCGGUCUUGUCUAUACUUCUCCUCGCAACAUACCCCUUCAUGGCCAACCUACAAGAGACGGAGCUCAAAAUACUAAUCAGCAUUGCUUCGCUUUUGAAGAAUGUGUUCUCUGCUACCAUUACUACUGCAUGCAACAUUCUGCAAAACAACGCAGUGACACAAGAACAAAGAGGCGUCGCGAAUGGCAUCUCUGUGACUAUCAUGUCAUUGUUCAAAGGUGUGGCUCCAGCGGCAGCAGGAAUUUUGUUUUCGUGGGCUCAGAAGCACAUGACUGGACUGUUCUUACCAGGUGAUCAGAUCCUGUUCCUGAUGAUAAACAUGGUGUCGAUAAUCGGGCUACUUCUGACAUUCAAGCCGUUUUUCAACAUGUCGAGUGCGUUGAGGCGUUCAUAGCAAUGUACACGUGGUUCAUCACUUGUGGGUUAAAUCAGAGGCACUUGUCAGAUUUCAGGCCUCGGUUUAGAACUGCGAGUGUACUAGCCUACACUUUUUCGCUUAUGAGCCUUGCGGGGCUCUGUCAUAACUAGUGCAGAUAGCUUCACCAGCUCUUAAGUCAUAACUUGUGGGUUAAAGCAUAAUGUUGUUUAAAAUCAAGUGAAACUGCAAACAACUCUGUAUAAGUUACUUCUUUUUAGAUAAUGUAACACUAAACAUUCCAAGUACGCUUAAUAACACUGGUAGGAUGGAGUAAUAAGAAAAAUUGCUGGAUUAGCGAUAGAUACA